AUGAUCGUCGAUCGCCUGAGUAAUGAAGUUCCAUACUUUCGUCAAAGACGAAAUGCUCACGGAAGGUACGGGCUAUCUGCACUUCAAAAAUGUACUGCGGCUAUACGUAUGCUAGCAUAUGGUCAAUCGGGAGAUACGUAUGACGAAUAUCUCCGACUUGGUGAGAGUACCGCACUUUUAUGUUUGGAGAAGUUCAACGAAGCGAUAAUACAAUUGUUUGGAGAUGAGUAUCUACGAAAACCUACACCAGCUGAUCUUCAACGAUUACUCGAUAUCGGAGAGGUACGCGGAUUUCCGGGAAUGAUAGGCAGCAUCGACUGUAUGCAUUGGGAGUGGAAAAACUGCCCAAGGUCUUGGAGAGGACAGUACACACGAGGUCACGGAAAGCCGACUAUUGUCUUAGAGGCUGUGGCAUCACAUGAUCUUUGGAUAUGGCACGCAUUUUUCGGUUUACCAGGUACCCUCAACGAUAUUAAUGUUCUCGAUCGGUCACAAAUUUUUUCUUAUAUUAUACAAGGUCGAGCUCCUAAAGUUAAUUUUACGGUCAACGGCCACAAUUAUCGUAUGGCGUACUACCUUACAGACGGAAUCUAUCCGAAAUGGUCAACAUUUAUCCAAUCCAUCCCACUACCUCAAGGUCUUAAAGCUGAGCUUUUUGCUGAAAAACAAGAAUCCGCCAGAAAAGAUGUCGAACAUGCUUUCGGAGUUUUGCAAUCGAGGUUUGCAAUAGUAAAAAAUCCUGCUCUACUAUGGGACAAGGAAAAGAUUGGAAAGAUUAUGAGAACUUGUGUCAUACUACACAAUAUGAUAGUAGAGAACGAACGAAUCACAUAUACUAUGUCUGAUACAUCUGAGUUCGAGUCGGGAGAGUCAAGCAGGAGUUCACAGGUGGAAAUCUUGCAACCUACUGACUCCCCUUCCAACUUCGUUAAUAGGCAUGGCAUUCAAGAAUCGGCCACACUACUCCGUCUCCGCCAGGGUAUCCUCGCCGGUUCCAGUGCUUCUGAUUCAACUAAACGUCAAUUCCAUAAGGAUUGUCUCUCUGUCUUGCUAGGUCUGAUGAUGAUGUAUAUCGCUACCUUGAGCCUCUCUACAAUGACCACAAAGAAGUUGGCAAAAGCUAUCUGA
Molecule: messenger RNA, 1128 nt
Organism: Raphanus sativus (radish)
Lineage: Eukaryota; Viridiplantae; Streptophyta; Magnoliopsida; Brassicales; Brassicaceae
Exons: 3
Coding region: 1-1128 (375 amino acids)
Source: RefSeq, a predicted model, not a curated record